AUGUUGGGCUGCGCCGUUUUGUCUCCACUGCUGUCAAGUCUCCUUCUUCUGGCCGCCGGCACCCCAGGUGCUUCAAGUGUGGUCAUGACCAACUGGUCCCUCUCGUGCUGGCUCCUGGGCGCGAUGCUACGAGGCCCGGCCCAUCAAUCCGCCGGUCCAGCCCUUUUCUUACGCUCAACCAUCCCCUUGACAUGGAAAAGCUCACAUUGGCUUCGUUUUCGCCCCAGCUUGCCCAACCCGGCUUCUGUUUACUGCGCCUUGCCAGGCAAAGUCGAGUUACGUCUACACGUGACGACAAAGUGCUCACUCAGCCCUGCCUUGCUCCACGUUGCACCAGACGUUACACGCUGCAUGCUGCACAGCCAGAACCUGGGUCCGAAGGAACAGGCAGGUCCAACUACUACUGUUACGAAAUCUUCUACCGAGUACAAGCAUCGAUUUUCAAAUCGCUUCUUGGGUUCUCAACUACUCUACAAGAUGGACCAAAUGCUGCAGCAUUUCCCGCCAGUGCUCCUCACCUAUCCAGACCCUUCCGAGUUUGACUAUUCAACCUUCCUGCAGCAAACGGAAGAUAUCCCUUUCCCAGAUCCAUCGCACAGCACGUCAGCAGGGACCAUUUCGGAGUCAUCUCCGGGCCAAGCGACACCCCCAAGCUCCGACGGACGGAGUACGUCUGGUGCUGUGGACAUGUCGGUCACGCGCCGCCAAUCCGCUCAGAAGCAGAGGUUGGAGCGCAGGGGACAUACCAAGAGCAGACGCGGAUGUUACAACUGCAAGAGAAGGCGCAUCAAGUGCCAGGAGACUCGCCCUGCGUGCGGCCAUUGUGUGAAGACGGGGUUGAAGUGUGAAUACCCCUCCAUGCCGCAAAUCACCCACCAGGACAUGCGAUUCUUCCAGCACUUCCUCACCCAGUGCUACCCCCACCAUCCAUUGAAGCAAGAGGAGAUUUGGACCCACGAGAUCCCGUGCAUUGCCCAUAACCAUGAAUUCUUGAUGCACGCUAUAUUGGGCUUUGCCGCAUCAGAACUUGUCCCCACCGACAGCUCCUUUGUCCAAGCCGCGAUGAACCACCGCAUCAAAGCCAUCAAAGCCAUCAAGAAGCGGCUUUCCGAGUCUGCGCGCGGCCAGACAAGCUACGAAGAAGCAAACGCCCUCGUCGCCACUUGUUUUGCGUUGACCUUUCAGUCUGUUUGUCUAGAAGACGGUCUGGCAGAGUACAUGACGUUUAUUCGAGGCAUUCUCAUUGUCGGAAUGCAAAUGAUGUUCAAGGGCAUCAAACCCAUCUUCGAGCAGCUAUUCGAAGACCGGCAGGACGAGGUGAUGGAGCCAUAUCUUAGAGAUUUGCCCUUGAUCCAACGAGGGUGGGCUGACGCCGCUGGCGAAGCCAUCUCAAACCUACGGCCACUAUGUGUCGAACCAGUAGAAGUUGAGUAUUGCCAACAGCUGCUUGGCAUUGCAGAGAAGCUCAACGUAAAUUCUUUUGACGCAUACAAGUCCAGCUGCAGACAGUAUGCAUGGUGGAUGAUGCUACCACAUAGCACCUUCCAGCAGCUUAUCAAUCUCGACAGACAGAGCAUGAUUCUGCUUCACGCACAUUGGAUUGCCUUGUCGCAGAUUAUGGCAUUCAUCACCGAGCGCGAAUACGACGUUCGUGAAAAGAGGCCAACGGCUUCGACCGACCCUGGACCUGCGCCGGGAUUUGUGAAGUGGUUGAAGUUUCUUAAUGCUAGAGUGGACUACGAGCAUCAAAUGUACAACCAGUGGCCCUUGUGGGUAGAAGCACAACUGGACAAGGAUCUUACGUUUUUUGGACGACGACUAUGA
Molecule: messenger RNA, 1824 nt
Organism: Metarhizium acridum CQMa 102
Lineage: Eukaryota; Fungi; Ascomycota; Sordariomycetes; Hypocreales; Clavicipitaceae
Source: RefSeq, a predicted model, not a curated record